Messenger RNA from Pseudoliparis swirei, 2024 nucleotides. RefSeq names its product fibroblast growth factor 6b (gene fgf6b). The record is from RefSeq and is a predicted model, not a curated record. Gene Ontology annotation, biological process: fibroblast growth factor receptor signaling pathway; positive regulation of gene expression; regulation of cell migration. Gene Ontology annotation, molecular function: fibroblast growth factor receptor binding; growth factor activity. NCBI's taxonomy places the organism in Eukaryota, Metazoa, Chordata, Actinopteri, Perciformes, Liparidae. The coding region runs from base 978 to 1601 and encodes 207 amino acids. Gene Ontology annotation, cellular component: cytoplasm. The transcript has 3 exons.
GUUCUUUUUUUUAUAUCCACAUUUUAAAGUUUUCAAAUGUCUUCUUUUUUUUUGCUCCCAAAAGUCAAAAUUUUAAAGAGAUUAAUUUUUCCAUUUUUAAAAUAAAUUUGAAAAAGGAGCAAAUCCUCAUUUGAGAAGCUAGAACCUGCGAUGUUCUGUCAUUUGUGCUCGAUUACAUGAUCAAUUAAAUAUAUUGGCUAUGCAUGUUUCUUAUAAUUUACUUGUCAGCUAUUUUCUCUUUAAUAUCUUCUGGGUAACGACACAUUAAACCAUGAUGUAAAGUGUGGAGGCCGUAGCAAGUUAUUCACAUCAUUUCCAUUCUCAUUAAACCAUUUAAUAACUGCUCAUGCUCUUAUUUUGAAGCAUGUAUCGUUUAAUUAAUUAGGUUCGGUACUUUUGGGAGCCGAAGUGAUGCUUGUGCAAGAGUUGGAACACAGCCACACAGAUACGUGUUUUAUUUUGAAAAGCACCGCAGGAAGCACUUCUUUUUAUCCCCUGCGGCUUGUUUGUCGCUGGUGUGAAGGUGCAGCACCCCCAAUCAUUCCUAUCAGAAGUGCUGCUGCUGGUGCUCCUGUAACUCUCUCUUCUCCUCCUCCUCCUCCUCCUCCUCCUCCUCCCAUCUCCUACUUUUUGAUGGGGGAGUCACGGCGGUGAAGUCACAGUGAUGUCAUUAUGGGAUGUGAGAGUCGUUGGCUAGGUGAGCUGGCUUUGCGGUGAGUGGUAGUCCCUUCCACGACCAGCGCGUUGCCUGCCCGGAGGCGCGGAGCGGCGAAAGAUGGUCAUCGCCAACGGCACCAAUUCAAGCUCCGACGCGCUCCGUCCCUCCGCUGCUGCCGCUCAGAUCCCGGGCUAUGGGGCCCUGAUCUGCCUCGAUCCCAACACAAGCCUUUACCACCGCCAUGCCAAGGCGCAGAGCACAAGAAGAGUUGCGUUCAUAGGGCAGGUAACUUUGACCACGUGCCCCAAGGGUGAACUGGAUGGCCGUUGCGCAAAGGUGCCUCUCCAGCAUGUCCAGCGGGGCCAGGGCGCACUGGACGCUGCCGGCGGUUCUGGUGCUGUGGACCUGUCUCUGGGGGAUCGUGUCAUCUUAUCCGGUUCCGAGCAGGACUAAUGCGACUUUAAUGGAGAAGAAGUGGGAGACGCUGUUCUCGCGCUCCUAUCUGGGUAUAACUGGGGGGAAAUCGGAGCUGAACUGGGAGAGUGACUAUUUGCAGGGCAUCAAACGAGUGCGGCGGCUGUACUGCAACGUGGGCAUUGGGUUUCACCUGCAGGUGCUCCAGGACGGCAGGAUAAGCGGCGCACACAGUGAGAACCAAUACAGUCUGAUAGAGAUCUCCACCGUGGAACGAGGAGUGAUCAGCAUGUUCGGGGUGAGGAGUGCGCUGUUUGUCGCAAUGAACAGCAGGGGACGGUUAUACGGAACGAGAGUCUUCGUGGACGAGUGCAAGUUCAAGGAGACGCUGCUGCCCAAUAACUACAACGCCUACGAGUCUUUCGUUUACAAGGGCUUCUACGUCGCCCUCAGCAAGCACGGCCGCGCCAAGCGGGGCGACCGGGCGACCACCGCCUCCACCGUCACGCACUUCCUCCCGCGGCUAUGAGAAAAACCGUCAAUAACUCAGUGAUUUGCACAUGUGGAUGUUCUUCCAGGUAAUAUAGAAACGCCUCGUCGCGAUAAACCGAUGGACUGCGAAGGAAAACACAAAUAUUUAUUCUGUUUAUAUAUAUAUAUAUAUGUGUAUAUGUAUAUACAUAUAUAUGUAUAUUUGGAUAGCUAUCUUUCUCUAUGUACUGUGCUGCUUGUUGUUCUUAUGGACGGGGGAGAGUGGAAGUCUCACUUUACCUUUUCGGUGCUUGCUGUAACUGAACGACUGGUCACUUCCUUUUGUUUUUCUUUCUUGGAGAUGGAGGAUGGAGCUAUAUCCUGUGCUUUUUAAAAGUGUGAAAUGAAUACUUUUUAUUACCUCAAAGAACCACUCUGCUAGAUUAUGGGAAUGCAUGGACUUCUGCUGCUCAAAUAUCUG